This is a messenger RNA of Paramuricea clavata, 319 nucleotides long. The record is from the annotation of a GenBank genome assembly. NCBI's taxonomy places the organism in Eukaryota, Metazoa, Cnidaria, Anthozoa, Malacalcyonacea, Plexauridae.
AUGGCUGGUAUUCCCGUGAGAAUAUCAUCGCGUCAUAAUCGGAAAGUAAUUAACCGCAGAAACCCAACUAAUCUUGUUUACGUAAAUAUCGAUAAUAUUCAACUUUGCAAAUUGGGCUCGAACAUGCGAUUUGCUUUAUGGAAUGCUAGAUCUAUUAAUAAGAAAGCUGCAAUUAUAUGUGACAUAAUUCAGUCUAAUAAACUAGAUAUCCUUGCAGUAACAGAGACUUGGAGCAACAAAAAUACAAAGUUUUCAUCGGCUGCUGAAGUUCUGAAUACAAUCAGAGACUUUGCGGUUUUAGAAGCGCCAAGGUUAACUG